CCCCACAUAUUAACCCCUUCCUGCCCAGUGCCAUUAGUACAGUGUCAGUGCUUUUUAUUAGCACUGAUCACAUUAUUGGUGUCACUGGGGAUGUCAGUGACACCAAGUCAGUUCUCCCCAGUGUCAGAAUGCCCACUGCAGUCCCACUAUAAGUCGCUGAUCGCCACCAUUCCAGUGUAUAUACAGCCAUUUAUAAACGCUAUAACUUUCACGUAAACCAAUUCAUUUCCAUAAAAGAAUCCAGGCCUUUUUGCACUUAUUGGGAUUUUU
Messenger RNA from Staurois parvus, 270 nucleotides. NCBI's taxonomy places the organism in Eukaryota, Metazoa, Chordata, Amphibia, Anura, Ranidae. The record is from the annotation of a GenBank genome assembly.